UGCGGAGAAAUUUCUCGGGGUCGCGGGCGGGCGCCCCGUCGGUGCGGGGGAGCACGUGAUAGCGAUACGCUCUGCUCCUUCCUCUAGGACUGGGACUGGGACUGGGAGGGAAGGAAGGAGGACAAGAUUAUCUUUGCAUCUCAUCCCUCCCUGGUCUCAGUUUAUGAGGGGAGGCCGAGUUUUAUAAUCUAUACGCUGCAUCAGGGACUCAAUUAUAGAGGUCUUGACGUUAAGCUAAAAGGGGCGCCCUGGUCUAGUACGCUUCUGAUUAAGGCUAGCUCAUACCUUUUCUUUCUUCUUCGUCUUCCUCCUCCUCUCUCCUUCCUGCGCCUCUCCCCUCCUCUCUCCUCUCUCUCUCUCUGUUUCUUGCUUUGCUCUCGGACUGGGCAACAAUGUCUCCCGUGCCGAGCCCCAAUCAAUCACACCUUCUAGGCCACGGAUCAAGGAAAGAGAAGCGCAUGAGGAAGGUGGAUACCUUUGCGCCGCACAACGACGGCCACCAAUGGAGGAAGUACGGCGAGAAGAAGAUCAACAACUGCAACUUUCCCAGGUACUACUACAGAUGCACCUACAAAGACAACAUGAACUGCCCGGCCACCAAGCAGAUUCAGCAGAAAGAUCACAGCGACCCCCCAUUGUACCAAGUCACAUACUACAAUGAGCACUCGUGCAACAGCGCCUUCCUUGCCCUCACCCCCACAGAGUUCCAGCUGCAGACCGCAUCUGGAAAGGCGGUCUCCAUCUGCUUCGAUUCAUCUGGUGCUCAGGAGCCGGGAGCCAAUGCCAGCUCGCCUUCUUCGAGUGCGGCGCCACGCAGCGCGCCUUCAGAGAACAAAAACAAGCCCCUUGCCCUUCGUUCAGAGGCGCUUUCUUCCUGGGGCCCCGGCGUCGUAGAGCAAAAGACGGCCUGUGCCGAUAUCCAGUCCUGCAGCACCGAGUGCCAAGAUGCAUACAUUUCUGAAGACAUAGAUGCAGGGAGAUUCGGUUCUAUCAGAUUCUUCCAUUUUUUGUAAAUGGAUCAAUGGAAGACAAUUGAUCUUACCUCAAAGAACUAAUAUGAUACACAUGUUUUUUUUCCCAUCUACAUAUGUUAGAGCACCAGAUACUUGCAUGUGGGAUGUGGUCAAGAUUUUCUUAGUUCAAUUGAAAUGAAAUACCACUGCUAAUUCUAAAGGCAGAGUUCAUUUCUGCAAA
Messenger RNA from Hordeum vulgare subsp. vulgare (domesticated barley), 1194 nucleotides. Its product is annotated as WRKY DNA-binding transcription factor 70-like. The coding region runs from base 393 to 1013 and encodes 206 amino acids. Gene Ontology annotation, molecular function: sequence-specific DNA binding; DNA-binding transcription factor activity. NCBI's taxonomy places the organism in Eukaryota, Viridiplantae, Streptophyta, Magnoliopsida, Poales, Poaceae. Gene Ontology annotation, biological process: regulation of DNA-templated transcription. The record is from RefSeq and is a predicted model, not a curated record. The transcript is spliced from 3 exons.